UUUGAAUAACUUUUUUCGUUUUUGAGUUAUCUUUCGGCAAAGGUGCGAAUAAAACCUGAAUUUCAACGUUUUGUAAAAAAUGUCGAGAGCUCUAAUCCGUGGCAUGGGACUUACUUGUGACGUCAUUUAAGGAAUACAGACUAACUACCAAAACAACUUACACUUUUUAUGCAUGUAAACAAACACAAAAAUGCCAGAUCGAUGUGUAGUUUUUGGUUGUUCUAACGUAGCCAGUUCGGAGAAAGUCAUUUCACUUCAUCGCAUACCACUUUAUAACGACGAAAGAAGCGAAGCUAAGCAUAGGAGAAAGCGAUGGGUCAACUUUGUGAAAGCUGCUCGCGAUAAGUGGGUCCCUACAAAGAAUUCCGCAGUUUGUCGGAAAAGAUUCGUUUUCUCGGCAAUUCGGCUCGUUUUUUGAAUCAGAAAGUAAUUUUGCACCUCAACUCAUUCGAGACGAAUUCGGAAUCGUUGCUUACCCGAGCAUUUAUCCUCGAAAAGAUGACAAUGAACUUACAACAAGAGAUCGCAGAAUGAUGAAAAGAAAGUGGAUUUCUGAUUAUAUAAGAGAGGUUGGAUCAGAAAAUAUUCCCAGUACAAGUAGCGAACCUCAAGAGCAAAUGAAAGAAACAACUUGUGAUGAACCUGUAUUAGAGAAGGAAGUAGCUGUGCAAUGUGAAUUACAAUGCCAAAAUUGUUUAAAACUUGAGAAAGAGAAACGUCGUUACAGGAACUUAUGGCUUGGGGCAAAGUAUAAGCUUCAGUGUAGCAGAACUUAUGCAAGCAGUUCUAAUAUGGAUAUGCUUGCAAUGGAUGAGUAUUACAACAACCGCAGCAAUGAAGAAUCAUCAACUAGGAGCAAAGUGGUUGAUGUUGAUAGUUGUCCUGCUGAGGAGGUUUUGGACCCAAAUGAUCUUAGUGGUGACUCAGACUCAGAGAGUGAUCUUGGUGCUAAACAAAGUUAUGAGACUGAGACAGAAGAGAUAAUCACAUCUAGUGACAUGGAUGUCGACUCUGAAUCAGAGCAGCCAAGAACAUUUAAAUGAGUGCUCAACAAAGACACCAACCUGAGAACAGAGAAAAAAUUCAUUGCGUUCUUCACCCAACUGUUUGCACUUUUCAAAUUCUGCCCAAUUUGCAAAUCAGAUGAUGUUCUUGUUGAAAUAUUGCAAAAUGGUUCAAUGGCAAAAGUGAAAGUUAGUUGUUCCAAUCAAAAAUGUGGAGCAGACUUCAAUUCCUGCUGGAAAUUUGCUAUUGUCAUUUGGUAUUUUGACUUCUGGAGCCUCUGCCACAAAGGUGAUCAGAGUUCUACAGCACAUGGGAUUGGCAUGCAUUUCAUUGAGUACAUACUUCUCUCACCAGAGUGAAAAACUAUAUCCUGCAUUGGUGAUCUACUGGAAAAA
Messenger RNA from Xenia sp. Carnegie-2017, 1400 nucleotides. RefSeq lists its product as uncharacterized. Bases 531 to 1043 code for a protein of 170 amino acids. NCBI's taxonomy places the organism in Eukaryota, Metazoa, Cnidaria, Anthozoa, Malacalcyonacea, Xeniidae. The transcript is spliced from 6 exons. The record is from RefSeq and is a predicted model, not a curated record.